Alligator mississippiensis (American alligator) is the source of this 9840-nucleotide messenger RNA. RefSeq names its product gamma-aminobutyric acid type A receptor subunit alpha4 (gene GABRA4). Gene Ontology annotation, biological process: signal transduction; regulation of postsynaptic membrane potential; chloride transport. Gene Ontology annotation, molecular function: benzodiazepine receptor activity; inhibitory extracellular ligand-gated monoatomic ion channel activity; transmitter-gated monoatomic ion channel activity involved in regulation of postsynaptic membrane potential. Lineage: Eukaryota; Metazoa; Chordata; Crocodylia; Alligatoridae. The transcript has 9 exons. Gene Ontology annotation, cellular component: neuron projection; postsynapse; synapse. The record is from RefSeq and is a predicted model, not a curated record. Bases 199 to 1860 code for a protein of 553 amino acids.
GGGAGAGGGAGCGGCGCGGGCAGGCUCGCGUGUCCGCUGCGCCGGGAGGCCGCGGGUGGGGGAGGCCGACGGGGAGCCGAGCUAAGCCGAGCCGCCCGGUGUGCCCGCGCCCUCCCUCCCUCCUUCCCCGAGCUGCUGUGAUCUCCUCUGGACAAGGCGGGGGGGGGCGUGAAGAGGCAUAAAGUAUGGCAUGCCAAGAUGGUUUCUGCCAAGGAGCCAGCGAUCGUGAUGUCCUCGGGGCUCUGCAUCACCCUCGUGCGCUUCCUGUGCCUGGCGGCGUGCCUCAGCGACCCCCCGGGACAGACCAAAAAAGAGGAGAAAUUGUGGCCGGAGAAUUUUACCAGCAUCCUGAACAGUCUCCUGGACGGUUAUGACAACAGGCUGCGCCCUGGAUUUGGGGGUCCUGUUACUGAAGUUCAAACAGAUAUAUACGUCACCAGUUUUGGACCUGUUUCUGAUGUAGAAAUGGAAUACACAAUGGAUGUUUUCUUCCGUCAGACGUGGGUGGACAAAAGAUUGAAAUAUGAUGGUCCCAUUGAAAUUUUAAGACUUAAUAACUUGAUGGUUUCAAAAGUGUGGACACCUGACACUUUCUUCAGGAAUGGGAAAAAAUCUGUCUCUCAUAAUAUGACAGCCCCAAAUAAACUCUUUAGAAUAAUGAGAAAUGGCACCAUCUUAUACACAAUGAGACUUACUAUCAGCGCUGAGUGUCCCAUGAGAUUAGUGGAUUUUCCAAUGGAUGGUCAUGCUUGUCCUCUCAAAUUUGGAAGCUAUGCAUAUCCAAUGACUGAAAUGAUUUACACUUGGACAAAAGGACCUGAGAAGUCAGUGGAAGUCCCUAAAGAGUCUUCCAGUUUAGUUCAGUAUGACCUCCUUGGACAUACUGUAUCCAGUGAAACUGUUAAAUCUAUUACAGGUGAAUAUAUUGUUAUGACAGUUUACUUCCACCUCAGACGAAAAAUGGGUUAUUUUAUGAUUCAGACAUAUAUUCCAUGCAUCAUGACUGUGAUCCUCUCUCAAGUAUCAUUUUGGAUAAAUAAGGAAUCUGUUCCAGCUAGGACUGUGUUUGGAAUAACUACAGUUUUGACGAUGACAACACUGAGCAUCAGCGCAAGGCAUUCAUUGCCAAAAGUAUCCUAUGCCACUGCCAUGGACUGGUUCAUAGCUGUCUGCUUUGCUUUUGUGUUCUCUGCUCUUAUUGAGUUUGCUGCUGUCAAUUAUUUUACUAAUGUUCAAAUGGAAAAAGCCAAAAAGAAGACCGUGAAAUCCCUCCUGGAAUUUCCCAGUACUCCAGUGCAGAGGGAAAAGUGUACGGAAGAGGCGCUGAUGAAUACAGAUGCCAAUUCCAAUGUGAGGAAAAGAACAAAUGCCACAGUACAGUUGGAAGGUGAUGGUGGGAACCGAACUGACACAGGAAACAGUUCCAUCCAACCUUCUACUGUAACUCAGGGGUCUUCUGACAUUACACUCCACACUCUUUCAGCAUCAAGUCCAAACCCUUUCAGUCGUGCCAGUGCAACAGAAACAUUGGCUUCUGCAAGAGCUACACCUCCAGCUCCUCCCUCCACCCCAAUUUUAACUGGAUAUAUAUCCCAGCAUGCCACAGCUGGAUCUCCAUCCAUGCAUCAUUUACUCGGAUCUAGACUGGAGCAGAUUCAGACCACAGCUAAUACUUUGGGAGUGUCUGUAAAGGCGUCUGCUAUAGUUCCUCCUGCUCCUCCAGUCUCCAACUCUGGCACCAGUAAGAUAGACAAAUAUGCACGCAUUUUAUUUCCUGUUACAUUUGGAGCAUUUAACAUGGUCUAUUGGGUGGUGUAUCUAUCCAAGGACACUAUGGAAAAAUCAGAAAGUCUAAUGUAGUUUUGCUGCUAUGUAGUAGGUUCCUAAAUUAUAAAACGUUUAAUGCAGGGUUUCUUCUUUUGAAACUAGUUUAAAAAAGAAACCAGUAAUUGUUAUUUUAAAAAAGCUCUGUGCUAGUUUCCCAUUGUAAAGAACAGAUUUAUUGGGCUAAUUAAUUAACUCAUGGCAGAGUAAUGAGUGAGAAAAUUGUCCUCCUUUCCUUAAAUGGCAGUGAACCAUCUCCAUUCAAGCAGUAUGUCCUGGUUACAUAGAGCUUGCCAUUGGGAAGAAAAGACAUGGGAAACGAACAGAAUGCAGUGAUAUGCAUUUGCGCAGUGAAACAUGCACUGACUUCAGGGGUUAUGCACAGUGAUUAUUAAAAGUCCCUAAGAUUCCCAGCAGGACUGCUUUGAUCCACCACUGCAUUCUCCAAUAUGAUUGUAGUACCUGUUUUCUGAAUGUUUUUAUGGCACUGCUGGAAAGGGAUUUUCUCUAUUAGACUAAAGGUAAUGGGAAAAAAUGAGUGCUAGAAGGAGAAAAGAGAUCCCUCCCUGUGAGGGUGAGUUAUGCAAAGGAGUUGUGGAACUCCAUAUGUUUUUACUAAGUAUCAUUUCUGUGCUGUGGCACAGAACAUUCUCACUUUUUGAAUUAAGGGUGAGUGAAGCUUGUGGAGUCUGAGAUUUAUGAAGUACUUUUUGAAGGAGUUCUUUUGGGGUAUAGCAAAUCAGUUCAACAGGAUAAUUCUUCUCUUGACUCAUGCCAAAUUUAUCCCGAGUGGAAUUCUUCCUAAUUACAUUUGUGUAAGAAAAAGAAGAGAAACAGACCCCUAUGUUUCAUUAGAAUUCUUUAUUCUCCACUCCUCUGGUGCCUUUUUCAUGAUAUAUUCCUUCCUUCUUUGCUUUUGCUCUGCCCGCUCUUCCUUUCAUUUUUACUCAAAAUUUUCAAUGGGUAUUUCCUUCUCUCUCUCUCUCUCUCUCUCUCUCUCUCAUACUCUCUUAUAUUGACUCCUAACCAAAAAUGUGAAUCCAUAAAUAUUUUCAUUCAGGCUAAGUGUUUAAACCAGUAUUUUUCAAGUUUCACUAAAAUUAGGUAAAAUGAAUGUGUCCAUCAUUUCUGUGCAGCUUUAAGAAAAAGAACUUGGCUCCUUCAGAAAGUAGUCAUGUGAUGCAAAUCAAAGAGAACUUUCCUAAGCAGGGUUCAGGUACAUUACAUAGUAUAUAGGCCUUGCUCUGUCCUCUAUCCUAAAAUCACUUUUCUGAAUGAUUGGCACGACAGAUGUGCAAGCAGGAAAGAAUUUGAGCCACUUUAAAGUGAACAGUUUAAAACUGCCGGAGUACUCAUUCAAUUUCCCUUUUUAUCAGAACGGGUGGAAUAUAAGACGACUUUUUAAAAAAGCAAGAAAUCUUUGCACAGCCUCUCUUCUUCCUCCCCUUCAAUGCAGCUACCUGAACUUCUCUGCAAUGGACUACAAAAAUAAUGGGUUAGAUUCUAAGCUGCUACCUGACUGCAUGGUUAAAGGGCCUGAAAGCAGCUGAAUCUUUCUUGGGUGGGAUAAUGCCCAGUCGUAGCAGAUUAGCAUAGCAAAUUCCUAAGCCACUGGUCCUUGCAUCCCUUAUACAGGCAGAAUGAAGUAUUGCCAACAGCUUUCUGUGCUCUGGUGGUACUCACUGGAAGGAUGGAUGCUUACAGACUACAACUAGUCGACAGCAAGCAUGGAACUUCUGUAAACUAAGCUGGAACCAGGAUCAAUAUUUUUUUUUUCAAGUGGGGGAAGGAGGGCAAAGCAAAGAAAGCACACCUUCUGAGCUCUGCUGGAACUUAAAAGAUUUCAGAGCCGGCAACAAGUGUCUAAUGCAGCAUUUAUAUCAGCUCAUGUUACAGUAGCUCAUGUUAUAUUGAUUUGCUAGGUUAUAGGAUGUAUCACAUCAUUUGGGUAUGAUUUAAAAGAACUUAUUAGGAUGCAAUUUAUACGAUUAUUAUUUCAGUGGAUUUGACAAGCAGCCUUUACGUUUUAUUGCUUAUGUUUAACAAGAAGUUAGUCUUCUUUUUUUUUUUUUAUCAUAAAACACAUUCUAAAACUGCCACACUUAGAAAAACCAUAGUAUCUACCACAGUGCAGAAUUACAAGUGCUGCGCACACAUGUGAUUGUCUGAAGCAGUUCUCAAUCUUUGAGUUUAUCUCUGGGAAUUAUAGCCCUUUGUUCUCCAAAUUAGUCACAUUAUCACGGAACAUCAGAAUAGUAGAUACUCGGAGAGAAAUAGAUGAUCGUUUUCAAUCUCAAAGGAAACAAAGCAAAUCUGGUUGAAAUUGCCUGAUCAUAAAUAAUUAUAUGAUACUAAAUAUUUCUAGCACAAUGUGUUCCUGUUUGUUUGUAAACUUCAGCAUUUGCUUUAAAAGUUUUAUAAAUAAUGAUUUUUGCUUUCCAUUCCAAUGACAAGAAACAAGCAUGAUUUCUCUUAGGCAUGGCUUUAAACACUGCACUAGGAACAGCUGUCUUUCCUUUCUUUCCAAACUCCCCCACCCAUUUCUUGCCAUUAAAUCAGAUUUUUCAGUUCACUGUUAAAAAAAACAUCAGCAUUAGUUUAGUCUGAAUGUAGAUCUUGGAUUACCUGGUGAUUCUUACUCAGGUUUGAUAGACUUUAAAAAGAAAAAAAUAACCAUAGAAAACUAAUAGAAAUUCAAACAUUCAUUUCCAUGCUUCUGUUUUGGAAAAAGAAUUUUUAGAAGCAUCUCAGAACAUUAUUUUAUUUGUAAUGGUAUUUCUUAAGCACCUUGUAAUAUCUGCAUGCUUGCAUUCAAAAUCUGAUAUGAAAAAUCUCAUUGUGAGUCUAGGACUAAUUUAUUGUAUACUGCACUACAUUUUUUGUUUUACAGCAUAUGAAAAAAAUGUUCAUAGCUGGCUUUUCAAAUUACACGAGGACAGCAUAAAAGAGAGAAUUAUUGUUAGUAGUGUUGUUUUUCAUUAUUUUUAAUCUCAUUGUCAAGCAGUCAGAAACAGUAAACAGCCUGCAGCAUAGUCAGUAGUACUGGCAGAUUAUGAACAUUCUGAAUUUAAAGGCACCAAAACCCUCCCAAAAACAAACAAAACAAAACCAAAAAAAAAACCAACAGAAAUUUUCUAGGGCUCUAAAGUGUUCAGAAUCGGCAGUUGAAUUUGUGUGAGCAAAUGUGGGUACAAUUUCAGUGACGAGUUAAACUACACUCCUGCCUCAAUUCCCAUUCACCAUCACCAUUUUUUUUUUUUUUUUUUUAAGUAAUACUACAAUUAUUUUUAAAUAAGACCCAGCUUAUAAAUAACAUGAAAAUGGUUGGAAGUGAAAAGUAAAAAAACAAAAACAAACAAACAAAAAAACCCCAAAACUCAGUAUACUGAAAAUAUAAUGAAACCUUUACUAACUGAUGUUAUCUAAGAGACAUUGUUCAUUGCCCAUGGAAAAACCAAUGAAAUCUCAGUUCCUCUUCCACAAUAAGCAUAGUUAGUUCCUCUAAGACCUAUUCUUCCUAAAUGCUCUUAGACUAGGGGUGGGCCAGAUGUGGCCUGUGGGCCAAAUGCGGCCCACCAGGCCAUUGCAUCCGGCCCGCGGGACCCCUAAAAAAUUUAGAAAAUAAAUAUUAAUCUGCCCCUGGCUGUCUGUCAUGUGGCCCUUGAUGGUUUGCCAAAACUCAGUAAGUGGCCCUCCGCCCAAAAUAAUUGCCCACCCCUGUCUUAGACAUACAAGUGUGAUCCCAUUCUCCCCUACAUAAGUCCCAGAAAAACCUGUUUAUGCAGAAGGUGGUUAAAUUCUCAAGCUCCUCACUUUUUGUGACUUAUCUUUAAGGCUAAGGUGACAGCACAUUACAGAAGUAGAUAUGUUAAUGCUUUGUUCAGGCAUUUGAUAAGGCUGGGAUGUGAUGUGCUUGAUUAGUGGAAAGGAUAUGGCUUGAAGUAAUUUAUAGGGUUGCCUUUUGAUCACAGAAUAAAAUAUUCAGCAGAUCUCUUCAUGGCCAUUAUUAGUAGGUUUCACUGCUGGCCUAAAUUAAUAUUAAGUCUACAAAAGUUUGCAAUUUGGGGUGUGACAAGGUCUCUUACUGUGGAUCUGGGAUAUAAGUUCAAGCCUUGCUUCUUGAAGGCUACCUCUACUUGAUCCAGCUGUGUAUGGGUACCUGGUUAUUCAAGCUGGAGAUCAAGGAAAGUCAUGAUAGCAAUAUCACUUCCCGUGUGUGCUGUUGAUCAUAUAAACUAACACAUUUCAACUGCAGUGUCCCAAAUGGCCAAUAGAUUUGGGACAGAUUGUUGAAAGUUGGAGCUACAAAUCUUGGCCACAUUUCCUCAUUGUGAUCUAUAUGGGUGGCCCAGUGCACAUUUGGAUGAGAAAUAGAACUUGGCCCUAUUUUUUUUUUUCUCUUCUACAUGGGGCUGUCAUUGUAACACAUUCCAGUAGUUCAUUUUUCUAGGCACCAUAGAUUCCAUCCUACACACAUCUAUCAAAAAAGUGGCCCUUUUAUAGAUUCUUACUGAAUAUCCUUCUGUUCUGCGUUGCACAGGCAAACAUAGCAUAUUGGAAAUGAAGAAAAGCAGUGAGCGGUUUUGUAAAGGAUGUCACCAAGAUAUUUCCAUAGACAAAGCCUAGAAAUUAUUACUUGAAUUGGGUUCCAGACUUGGCUAUGAUAUACUCUGGUUUCAGUUUUCAGGGAGGUGCCGGUACUGAGCAAAAGGGAAAGCAAACGACUGUUCAGUGUGACCCAGUGAAUUUUGUUUUACAGAGGAAGGGGACAGACUCAGAAUCAUGUGCAUGGUGUUUUUAGAAAAAUCUCUCACUUAAUCCAUUUGUUUAGCUGCAUGCUUCUUUUAUAUUAGUCUGUGGUUGAAAUACCUAUUCUAUGCUCUCUAUGUGAUUGUAAUGUUCCUGUUUUAUCAACUAAGCCCAGGAGUCCCAUGCUUGGCUACUACUGCAAACAAAAGGAAGGCUAAACCUGGAAAAUGAAUGUUUUGGGAACUGUAUAAGAGUUGAGAGAUGCACUAUGCUUUCCCAUGUCCUGUGGAAGACCUGUAGAACUUCAUGAGCAUGACAAUCUUUGGGUUUUAGAGGGUGUUGAGGUGAACUGGAGCAUGGUUCUUCUGGGCAUACCUCUCCUAAAAUCCAUAGGGCAGAGUGGAGCAAUAACUAAUAUAAUCCCACUUUAUGGAACAUCACAAAGAAAGCAGCAUUGAUCAAGGGUUCCUGCAAGCAGCCUGGUUUCCACAAAAAUCAUGCUGUCAAGGAAUCGCAGAAUGGUGGAGGAAAGCUGAGAUCCAUGCAGGUCUGGAGAUUAGAUUGUUCAUUUAGAGAGCUGAAAACCUGCAGAUUCCAUUAGAUCAAUUCAGACUGGGGAAAAGGGGUAGGGAAUAAGUGCAUUUAGUGGGCUGCAUUUUCCAAGAAGAUAGGAGACAAACUUUGUCCCAGAAGAAGGAGGGAUGAAACUAAGUGCACAUGCUAAUGAAAAGUAAUUAUCUAUGGUGCAAGGUAAUGCCAUGCUGAGAUGUGCCACUGCUGUCUUGUGAAACACUGUACUCACCCAGUUCCUGAACUGGAAAUAGCAUAACCCUUGUGGUGGAGCUUACUUGUUUGCAUGUAGCAUCACACUGAUACAGUUCCACUUAUGUGUGUGGUGUAGGAAUAGUGUGUCCCAUGCAGACAUACCCUGAAUUAACUUCAGAUUGCAGCAUAGACAAGGGCUACUAGAUGUGGUUGGGGAAAAAAGAAACAAUUGUAGGGAAGAGAAGCCUGAGUGAAGGCUAAUGCGUUUUGCAAUAUUCUGUAAGAAAUACGUGAACAAAGCAAACAGGAGUAUUCAUCAAUAUAGAAGCAGAAUGACAUCAACAUACGUGUUUUGUGGGGAUUAGUGAAUUUACAGAUGUCUUUCACUGUAUUUUGAAAAAAAUAUGACUUUACAAAGGUAGAACAAUUAAACUGUGGUUGCAUCACUUAUUUCCCCCAUCCCCUAUUUUAUUUACAUGUUGUCUGGUGCUUCCUUUGCUGAAGUAAUUACAUUGAUUUCAAUGCAAAUUUCUUCAGAAUGAUAUCAAUGUUAGGACCUGAUCCAGUGUGCACUGGGCUCACAAUGAGACUUUUCAAUGACUUCAGUGGUCUUGAUGCAUGAUUUGAGAGGAGAAUUGGCCCCUAUGCACUCUUCUCUGUAGAAAGCAGACUUUGAAAGAAAGUCCUUGAAACUAAUGGAAGUAUAAAAACAUGUGAAAAGAUUCCCCUUCAUGAUACUAGAAGAGUGUGUUUAAAUAUAAAGAAUGGAAGAAGGCAGGAGUUUUUUUAACAGUGAAAUAUGUUUUGUUCUUACUGUGGAAUUAACAAAUGUAAUAGACUUUUCAAACACUUUUCUUUUUUGUUUUGUAAUAUGAUAGUUUCUGCUUUAUCAAAUAUUAGGUAUUUUCUUGUCGUCUUGUAGAACAGAAACUCUUGCUAUCUGUUUGAUUAUAUUUUACUUGGCUAUUUGCAUAUUGGCUUUUAGCAUAUUUUGUUUUCUUGAAUAAAAACCAAAACUAGAAAAAGAAAGCCUAGGAUUGAUUUACUGAAUAAUGCAAAGAAUGAGCAGUGCAUGGACAGAGGUUUCUGCUAACAACAGACAGACACUUUAUGAUGUUUCAAAUUAAUAAACCCAUGAAUAAUUUGCUGAAUUAUUACAUGAAGUUUUUUGUUGUUUUAAAUUAAAUAAGCACAUUUCUGUUUUUUGUGGUAUACUUGACAUGCUUCCUGUCCUUAACCACUGCAUCAACCAUGAUAUAUCAUUCAUUUAGCUGCAUGUCUGAGAGAGAAAAACCUGAUUUGUUAUACAUGGGAUUAUUUUUUCACUGUUUACAUGCGGCUGGUCAAGUGUAAGAACACAAUGGGGCAUAUGAUGUGAUUUAACAGCCAUUGCCAUACUUUUCUAUUUAUUUGCUAGUGAGUCUCUUCAACUGACUAAAAGGAAAAAAAAUAGAUCUGUGGCAGUACAAUGCCACAUUAUAACCAGGAAUUCUGCUACUCAUUUCUAGCCCCUUUCUUUUUCUCAUCCUCAUUUUACAUAUUGUCAUAGUCCACUUACUUGUGUAAUUUUGUUGGGGAAAAAGGGCUAUGCAUAGAACAGGAAUCUACUGUAUAUAAUUUAGUGCAUCUAGUAAUACUACUUGGGAUUUAUAAUCUUUUUGAAAUAUUAUUCCAUUAUAGAAGAUGUCAGAGGAAAUCAGACAUCAUAGUAGUUUGCUUCAUCUUUUUAAUUACAGAGAUAUUCAGAUUUCUUCUGUGAGAGGUAAUGAGAGUGCCAUAUGGCUUCUUUAAAAGAAAUGCAACUGGAACAUCAUUUCUGUAAAUUGAGUAUUUGAACAUUCUUACAAGCUAGUCAAGAAUCAUUGAAUGAUUACUUCAAAAGGUAACAUAAUUCCAGUGUGUUAAAUGUUAACGUAAUCACAGACUAAAUCAACAUACUAUAACAAUGAUCAAUUCAGUGGAUUAUUUGAAAGGCAGACAUUCUCAAGGUGUUUUUGUAAGCAAUUUCAUUUUGAAAGGGUUUCUUUAGGGAUGAAAAGCACUCUGAGAAGUAAAUAUUAUUAUUUGUUACUGUCUUUGCAUUUCCAUUUUCAACAUCAAGGGUUUUACUGGAACAGAAUUAUGGAAAGAUACCUUGGUCAGAAGAAUAAAAGAUUUUACUAUUAAAAUUAACCUUUGAUUAGUAUAUAAAUCUGCUUUGAUUUUUUUUUUUUGUUUUUUUGGGUUUUUUACUGCUUUUGAUAUAUUUCAGCAUGCUUGCUGUUCUUUUUAAUGAACAUUGUGUCUUUGUUAUCUGGAGUAAAUACCAUGGAUCAUUGUUGUUCUAUAAAGGAACAGAUGUUGCAUAUUAUUAGAGUAUAAAUUUUUUAUCAUUAUUAUUUACAAGCAUGUUUUCACCAUUAAAAAAUAACAUCAACUGGAGAUUGAUUGAAGCAGCAUAAAUCUGCAUGAAAAACCAACCCUGGCUUCUGAGCUCAAUAAACUGCUAAGUGCUAUGUGAAA